Rhipicephalus sanguineus (brown dog tick) is the source of this 2253-nucleotide messenger RNA. Its product is annotated as neprilysin-1-like. The transcript has 8 exons. Bases 1 to 2253 code for a protein of 750 amino acids. The record is from RefSeq and is a predicted model, not a curated record. Gene Ontology annotation, biological process: protein processing. Gene Ontology annotation, molecular function: metalloendopeptidase activity. Gene Ontology annotation, cellular component: plasma membrane. NCBI's taxonomy places the organism in Eukaryota, Metazoa, Arthropoda, Arachnida, Ixodida, Ixodidae.
AUGCACUACCUGCCAAACCUGCGCAAAAUCCUCACCACGAAGAAGAAGGAAAAACCAGGGUGCGACAACCGUUCGUUUCUUCCCUUAAUUGUCUCGUCGCGUUCAUUUCCGCCGACGCAGAGGGUCAAGCUGCACCAGCCCCUGGACUUCCACGCCGACAGAAGCAAGGCUUCGGGCACUGCGAACGCUGCACAAGCGGCCGAGCCACCGAACCCGCAGGCGCCCCUCGGCAACCGACUCAGACCCCGGCUUCUAGGCCAGCGCGUGGCCGCCGCGGUUCCGAUGGGCCAGGAACUGCACGGCUGGAUCCAGAGCUUCCCCUGGCGCCGUACAGCGUACGUGGCCUUAGCAGCGGCUCUGAUUCUGGGCGCCUGCGGGCUGGCGCUUUUCCUGGCCUGGUACGGAGAGCUCGAAAAGCCCAUCUGCGACGAGGCCUGCAUGGAAUACACCACGCUGCUCGGCAAAACCAUGGACUGGUCGGUGGAUCCCUGUGAAGACUUCUACCGCUUCGUGUGCGGCCGAGCGCCGAGAAACGAGACGUCAGUGCGCCGUAGUAUCAACGACCGCUUCCUCACUACGGUCAUCGAUACCGCCAGGAACGAGGAGAUCCCGGCCGAAGGCCAGAGUGUGGCGCAGAGGGCGGCGCGUCUUUUCAAGACCUGCGAUGACGUGUUGAUACAAGAGACGGACUACGUGCCUCGUAUCCGCGGACACAUGCGUGAUGCCAACCUGCAUUGGCCUCAACACCCAUCGAAUCGUGACACCGCCUCGGUGGACGUGUUGAGUACCAUGCUUGACCUGAGCAGCAAGUGGGGCUGGCCGUGUUUUCUCGAGUUCCAAGCUGAAAAAGUCGGCGAAUAUUCGUUCGAGAUUGUCGCGAAGCCUACUCCGGGCCUUGACCAAUUCAAGCUCCACGCGCUAAACCUCGAGCCGGGGUCGCCGGCCCAUCGAGAGUUCUUCGAGACGCUGUACACGCACUACGGCGGCGGCGUAGCAGACGGCGUCACCUUCGAAGAGAUGUUGUACUUCGAGGCCGAGGUCUUGGAACCACUUCUGAAUGUGUAUUUCGCGCCGCCCCAAGCAUACGUGUUGGAAAGGAGCGACUCCGACACGUCAGGAACGUGGGAACGAUGGACGACCACCAUCGCGAGGCACUACGGCCUCUCUGGAAACGAAAUGGUCACCAUCUCGACGACCCAGCGGGAGUACUUCCAGGUGGUGCUGGAGCUGAUCGCUCAGAAGGAGACCGUCGUGGAGCUCGUCAUCGGCUGGCUGUGCGUCCAGUUCACCUCGUGGUUCGCCAACCGACAGCUGAUCGCAAACUACAACGGCAACGGCGAGGAUGUCGCGGUGCUACACCGGAGAAAUUGCUUAGGCUUCACCUUAGCGACCAUGGGAGUGGCCCUGUUCGUCCCCUUCGUGGAGAGCGUCUACACCGAACCGGUUCGCGCCGACGCUGCGCGCAUCACCAGGGCCGUGCGUCGCACCGUGUACCAGAGCCUCGACAGGGCCACAUACCCUUGGUUCGAACUCGACGUAGUCUUCAAGAUCCUGGACAUCGCUAGCUCACACGACAUCGAAGCGAGGUUCUCACAUUUUCCGGACAUGGAGGUCAGUUUCGUGAGGAACAUGCGAGACGCGAUCAUCGCCACCCGCCGGACCAACGCGGACGCGAUCGGCGCGCUGAUUGAUGCGUGGAUGUUGGCGGACGAACUGUACGCAUUCCUGACCACUCCCGACCGGGCGGACUACUCUCUCAAGCCUUCCAUAUUGACGUCGCCCCUGUACCACCUAACCGCACCUAUGCCGGUGCGCCUAGGCACGUUCGGCGUCGAAGUGGCUAAGGCCACCAUUAUCAGCUACGUGGAUCUUCGAUACGAGGGCCAUAGCACCAAUGCUCUGGAUCUCUUCCGAAAAUGCUUCUACGCGGCAAUGAACAAAGAGCAACCCGGACAGGACGGCCCCGAAUGGCACCAAAGAGUGGGCACCAACAUGGCGUCUGGCGCCGCAAUGGACGUCGCGCUCGCAGUGCUCAGGCUGGAACCGUCCUUCAACGAGCAGCGGCUGCGCAACGUGUCUCUGUCGGGACACCAGCUCUUCUACGUGAUGCAGUGCUACGUGCAGUGCGGGGCACAAGACGGCCCGGCGCUGUGCAACGAGCCACUCAUACACAAGGAGGACUUCAGCAACGCCUUCUCGUGCCCUCCUCAAAGCAACAUGCGAUCCCAGUACCAGUGCAAGAGUUUCGUCUGA